Aspergillus glaucus CBS 516.65 is the source of this 837-nucleotide messenger RNA. RefSeq names its product hemolysin-III family protein. Gene Ontology annotation, molecular function: signaling receptor activity. NCBI's taxonomy places the organism in Eukaryota, Fungi, Ascomycota, Eurotiomycetes, Eurotiales, Aspergillaceae. The transcript is spliced from 3 exons. The record is from RefSeq and is a predicted model, not a curated record. Gene Ontology annotation, cellular component: membrane. The annotation marks the transcript as partial.
UACGACCCAAACCCCUACAUCUACACCUCCUACCGUUCCCUCACCAACUCCUGGCCACGCUCGCUACACAGCUGGACAUACCUCCACAACGAAACAACAAACAUCUUCUCGCACCUGAUUCCCGCCGUCAUACUCUUGUUCAGUCAUGGAUGGUUAUACGAGUAUCUCCAUGCCAGACACGCACAUCUCACGCAUUUCGAUUGGACCGUUAUCUCGACGCAGUUACUCUCCGGAGUUAUUUGCCUGCUUGUCUCGGCGGUGUAUCACACGGGACUUAAUCAUUCAGAGGGUGUGGCGGGUAACUGGUUGAGGUGUGAUUAUGCGGGGAUUAUGGAGUGUAUGGUGGGGUGUUUUGGGAGUGGGUUGCAUUUUGGGUUUUAUUGUUGCCCUGGGGUUAAGUGGUUUUAUUGGGGGGUGAUUGGCGUGUUAUCCUCGAUGAACGCUGUGUUUCUGUUGAAUCCGAGGUUCAGUGGCCCGAAAUGGCGUCGCGUGAGGUUGGGUAGUUUCAUUGGCACAGGGUUAUCUGCUUUUGUGCCGAUAGCUCAUGCAUGGGUUCUCUGGGGACCAGUGUAUCUCUGGAACGUGGGAGUACCUUAUUACCUUCUCGAGGGAUUGUUGUUGCUCAUAGGCUGUUGGUUUUGGGAGAGAAGAUACCCCGAAUCCAAAUACCCCGGCAAAUUCGACAUCUGGGGCCACUCGCACACAACAUGGCACGUCUUCGUUACACUCGCGAUCCUAGCACAUAUCGCCGGUCUACUGAGUGCGAUGGAUUAUAUCUAUUCCCAAGGAUGCUUUAUUCCUACCUAGCACUAAUUAACUAGAUCCUGGCAGACACAU